AUGCUGUUUCUGGGGGCGGUCCUUGCGCUGCUUCGGCAGUCACAUCGAGCGUUUGAGGUACCAAAGGAGAGUCGUUCGCUGGCCACCCAUCCAUCGCUGCUUCCGCCUCCCGAUUCUGCGGCAACGGAGCAAAUUCAGAUUGCUCCCAUUCGUAGGGAACCAACAGCGUUAUCGAAGCCAACGGAGGCUCCCUCGACUGCAGCAAUCACGGAAGAAUCUGCGACCAGAGAAACGGAGGCAUCCGAGUCUUCAGCAACGAAGACUCCUGAGGCGCCAACAAGUACCUCAGAGACUCCUGGCGGCCACAUGGGGAACCUUAUUCAUCAAGUACAAUCACUGGAAACCAGUUCGAGCAACAACCGGCGUCUUCAUCUCCGCGUUGAUUGGUCGAAUCUACCGGUCCAAUCCGCAUUAGCUCAACAAAUUCGACACGAUCAGACCCAAUGCCGAUCCAACAACAACAACAAUUCGCCGAGCUAUUGGAUUCAUCAACCCCGACGCAAUGGAUUAGGUCAGAUGCUGCACAUGUGGUCGCAGAGCGUCUGCAGUGCCAUGCAAACCGAGAAACAGGUGUUGACCCGGGGAGCGUUUGCUUGGAUGCACAAUCGAUGCGAUCCGGGUGGCCAAAAGGUUGCCGACUACAGUCAAGCGUUUUCUCCGUUUUCCUGCUACUUUGGAAGCCAUCUGGAAGUCACUCCCGAAACCUGUCCUGGCAUUCAACUGCCACAGUCCAAGGACGAUCCAUUGAUUGCCAACUUUACCACGGAAAUGGCACCCCGGAUGUGCGAUGACAUACUGCAACGCCACAAUGCUACAGUCGGUGACUUUCGGGCCGCCACGACGGAAUGGAUGUUUAGCAACGUUCAGGAUAUCCUGCUUGCUGAAGCCAAGGCGCAACUACUGCAAGCCUUUGGAGACGAAGGCCUGCCGGACCCGGAGCAUUUGGUCACGGUACACAUUCGAUGGGGCGACAAGAAAAAGGAAAUGAAGCUACGACCUGCCAAAGACUACGUCAAGGAAGUACACAAGUUGAUUGGACGCCACAAGACUAAAGACCCCAACUAUCCACUGCACGUGUACAUUGCGGCAGAAGAUGUCAAUGCGAUUGACGGCUUUCAAAAUGCGUCACCCAAGCACUGGAAGAUACACCAUUCGGGUCCACUCACCAAGAAGAGAAAGGGGGUUGAAAUCAAGAACAUGGCCAAAAUGGCCAGCAGCAAAGCAGGUCUAUCCUCUUUGGGUGCCCUGCUGUUGUCCAUGGAAGCGAACUAUUAUGUGCUCACCACCAAGAGCAAUUGGAGUCGUCUGAUCAACGAAUUGCGAAAGAAUGUGAUUGAUCCACGGUGCAAUGGUUGUACUCGAAUGUCUGACUUGAUUCCUGGCGAGUGGUAG
Molecule: messenger RNA, 1392 nt
Organism: Seminavis robusta
Lineage: Eukaryota; Bacillariophyta; Bacillariophyceae; Naviculales; Naviculaceae
Source: the annotation of a GenBank genome assembly